Messenger RNA from Sesamum indicum (sesame), 1188 nucleotides. It is a transcript of the gene CDSP32, whose product is annotated as chloroplastic drought-induced stress protein of 32 kD. The record is from RefSeq and is a predicted model, not a curated record. Lineage: Eukaryota; Viridiplantae; Streptophyta; Magnoliopsida; Lamiales; Pedaliaceae. Gene Ontology annotation, molecular function: oxidoreductase activity, acting on a sulfur group of donors, disulfide as acceptor.
ACAUAAGCUGCCCAACCACCACCAGUGGAUAAAAUCAUCUAACCAGAUCUUCCAACCCUGAUAAUACCUGCAUCAUUCUCCCUCUUCAAAUUCAACCAUCCCAUCCUGCCCUGCCCAAUUUUCUGCAAAACCCUCAUAUUUUUCCACCUCCUUCAUGGCUACAAUCACCAAUUUCUUACUCAAACAACCCCCAUUUCUCGCCCCAAUCACCAAAAUCACCCCUCUUUACCCUCAAUUUUCUUCCAAUCUCCUCCCGCUAUCAUCUAAACCCAAGCAGAAUUUCCUCAAUUUGGACACAAACCGCCCGAUUUUCGUACCAAAAGCCACCGCCGCUUCCGACGUUGAGAAGGUGAAGAAAAAAGAAAGAGUGCAAAGAGUUCACAGCACACAAGAAUUCGACGAAGCACUCCGGGCGGCCAAAAACCGCCUCGUGGUGGUCGAGUUCGCCGCCAGCGACAGCGAGGACAGCAGCAAAAUCUACCCCUUCAUGGUAGAUCUCAGCCGCAACUGCAGCGACGUCGACUUCUUACUCGUCAUGGGCGAUGAAUCGGAGGAAACUCGCAAACUCUGCGCCCGCGAGAAAAUCGAGCAGGUCCCUCACUUCACCUUCUACAAGGGCAUGGAGAAGAUCCACGAGGAGGAAGCCAUCGGCCCCGAUCAGCUCGUCGGCGACGUUUUGUACUACGGCGACAGCCACUCCGCGGUGGUACAGGUGCACUGUAGAGAAGACGUGGAGAAGCUGAUCGAAGACCACAAAGCUGAUCACAAAUUGAUCGUUUUGGACGUGGGGCUGAAACACUGCGGGCCGUGCGUGAAGGUUUACCCGACGGUGAUUAAGCUGUCGCGGUCCAUGGAGGAUACGGUGGUUUUCGCCCGGAUGAACGGGGACGAAAAUGAUAGCUGCAUGGAGUUCUUGCGGGAUAUGAAUGUGAUAGAAGUGCCGACGUUUUUGUUCAUCCGAGACGGGGAGAUCCGCGGACGGUAUGUCGGGUCGGGUAAAGGGGAGCUUAUUGGGGAGAUACUGAGAUACCAAGGUGUUCGGGUCACUUAUUGAACGGAUAUAAAUAGAAAUUGCGAAACUAUGGAUCACUACUCGACGCAUUUGUAUAACAAAUUAUUAUUGUAGAAUUAAGUUUUGAUGGUCGGAGAUUAAUUCUGAGUGGCACCUUCGUUCAUUCAACUUUGACA